Molecule: messenger RNA, 732 nt
Organism: Trichoderma virens Gv29-8
Lineage: Eukaryota; Fungi; Ascomycota; Sordariomycetes; Hypocreales; Hypocreaceae
Exons: 2
Coding region: 1-732 (243 amino acids)
Molecular function (GO): gamma-glutamylcyclotransferase activity
Source: RefSeq, a predicted model, not a curated record
AUGGUCUGGUACUUUGCAUAUGGCUCCAACAUGAGGUCAUCUGUCAUGACGAACCGAUCAAUCACACCCCAAAGAGCUGUGGCAGCCCGAGUCCCAACACACGUCCUUACUUUUGACAUCUUUGGCUUCCCAUACUCCGAACCGUCGUUUGCCAGCAUAGCAGAGCGCUCCAACGUGGCCGUCAAAACCGUUUUGAGCAAGAAUGGCACCGUCGAGUUGCCGCCUGUGCACGGCGUAGCCUACCUGAUAACCCAGGAGGAAUAUAUCAAGCUGGUGGUCAGUGAAGGAGGAGGGGUUGCGUACCGAGAGAUCGAGAUCGAAGCCGAAUUUCUCACCGAGAAGGGCCAGCCUUCUGGGCAGAGAGCUACCGUCUCAACACUGGAAGCCAAAUACCCAUUCCGGCCCAACGCUGCGCCGAGUGCGCGUUACCUCGGCCUGCUCAUAACCGGGGCGGCGGAACACAAGCUCCCACACGACUACCAGGAAUACCUCCACCAGUUAGAGUGCCUCGAGCCCCCCCAAUCACGUUUGCUACGACUACGAGCAUUCUUCUUCUUGUCUUUCUGGAAACCAGUCCUACAGCAGUUGGUAAAAUAUAUGAAGGCAAACGUGAAAGCAGAUGGUCACUGCGAACAGUGGAUCGAGGACCUGAUCGUUAGGGGAUACGGGGCCAUGUGGUCUUCUCACAACUGGGUGUACGCGCCCUUUUGGGGUCGCGGAGACGGGAGAUAA